Mercurialis annua (annual mercury) is the source of this 1542-nucleotide messenger RNA. Its product is annotated as serine carboxypeptidase-like 17. The transcript is spliced from 14 exons. Gene Ontology annotation, molecular function: acyltransferase activity, transferring groups other than amino-acyl groups; serine-type carboxypeptidase activity. The record is from RefSeq and is a predicted model, not a curated record. The coding region runs from base 31 to 1416 and encodes 461 amino acids. Lineage: Eukaryota; Viridiplantae; Streptophyta; Magnoliopsida; Malpighiales; Euphorbiaceae. Gene Ontology annotation, biological process: proteolysis; secondary metabolic process.
AUAGAGUUCAAUGCUAACUAAUCAAAGGCAAUGGACAAAACCUGCUUUCUCUUGUUUUUGUUGAUACAGGUUUGGUCACAGCUUGUAUCAUGCCAUAGACCAGUUAAGCUACAGUAUCUUCCAGGGUUUCAGGGACCACUUCCAUUUGAGCUGGAAACUGGAUAUAUUGGUGUGGACGAAUCAGAUGAUGUGCAGCUUUUCUAUUACUUCGUUAAGUCACAUAAAGAUGACCCUCUCAUUCUUUGGCUAACCGGUGGCCCUGGCUGCUCCGCCUUCUCCGGACUUGUUUACGAAAUAGGUCCUCUAAAAUUUAAGGUAGUGGAGUACAAUGGGAAUUUACCUACACUGGUCUUCAAUCCACAUUCUUGGACACAGGUAUCCAACAUAAUAUUUGUAGAUAUUCCUGUCGGCACUGGAUUUUCCUUUGCAAGAACUCCACUUGCCUCACAGUCAGGAUAUCGCAUACAAGUAAACCAAACUGAACAAUUUCUUAGAAAGUGGCUAAUAGAUCAUCCAGAAUUCCUCUCAAAUCCAAUUUAUAUUGCCGGGGACUCUUAUUCUGGCAUGGUUGUUCCUGCAAUAGUUCAAAAGAUCUCUAACGGAAAUGAAGAAGGUACCAAACCACUAAUAAAUGUUCAGGGAUACAUACUAGGCAACCCUUCAACAGAUCCCAGGUUUGAUUAUAACUCGAAGAUCCGAUUUGCUCAUGGAAAAGGAUUAAUUUCUGAUGAACUUUUUGAGUCCUUGAAGAGAAGCUGUGGAGAAGAAUAUAGAGGUGUAGAUCCUGGUUAUGUAGAGUGUUAUAAACAAAUGCAGGACUAUGAUAAGUGUACAGAAAGAAUUAAUCCUACACAAAUUAUGGAACCGUUUUGUGCUUUUGGUUCCACAAGAACAACACCAAUAUUCGGCAGAAGAUCUCUCUACGAUAUGGGAUUCUUUGAUUUUAGUCUCUCAAUUCCUCCGGUUGAUUGCCGGGACUAUGCAUAUGUGCUAUCUGAAUAUUGGGCCAAUGAUAAGACCGUCAGGAAAGCACUUCAUAUACAAGAGGGAAGUACAGAGAGAUGGAUGCGAUGCAAUUACGGAAUAAACUACACAUACGAUAUAGCUAGCGGUAGCACUAUCAACUAUCACAAAUUUCUUGCAAGCAAAGGUUAUCGUUCAUUAAUCUACAGCGGUGACCAUGAUAUGGUCGUGCCAUUUGUGGGUACUCAAGCAUGGAUACGAUCUCUGAAUUAUUCAAUUGUCGAUGAUUGGCGACCAUGGUUGGUUCAAGGCCAAGUUGCAGGAUACACAAGAACAUACUCGAAUCAAAUGACAUUUGCGACCGUAAAGGGAGGAGGACAUACAGCUCCAGAAUACAAACCUGAAGAAUGCUUUGAGAUGUAUAAAAGAUGGCUAAGUCAAGAACCAUUGUAAUUCAUCAGAUGAAAAAAUACUGACAGUAAUAUGCUUAAUUUUAGAGUUAGAGAACUGUACUUUUCUUGAUUAAUUUUCUGUAGCAGAUGAUGCAUUACUUCAGUAAAUCAGUUCUUGCAAAAUGAA